Messenger RNA from Microdochium trichocladiopsis, 678 nucleotides. RefSeq lists its product as uncharacterized. The transcript has a single exon. The record is from RefSeq and is a predicted model, not a curated record. NCBI's taxonomy places the organism in Eukaryota, Fungi, Ascomycota, Sordariomycetes, Xylariales, Microdochiaceae. Bases 152 to 613 code for a protein of 153 amino acids.
AACCGGAAAGGACCCUGAAUGUGUCUAUGAAGCUAUCACUGGAUGCACCGCCAUUUCAAUCUCCUUUAUAUCGACCUGAACUUGCUGGUGCAGGCUUGGAAGAGGCAUCCGCUCUGAGGCAAGCACCUCGGCAGGAGAGAGGGGGGGAAACAUGAACAAUGGCCUUUGUCCUGUUCGCGCAGCCCGCCCAGCUGGUUGGUUCCUGACUAGACCACUUUUGUCACAUGCAUUUGCCCACCGCCAGAUAGGCACAUGGAUCUGGGCAUGCAAACCAGCCCACCGCCAGCCAGCCUGGAUCACGAUGAUCACAACAGCACCUGCCGAGCACGGCAGUGAGCUACAACCCUGUAUGCCAAUCGCAUAUAGAAGGAUUGACCCCUUGCUGCACCUGCGUCUGCGCGGCGGUCGGAUCUGGGCGGCGGUCCCACGACCGGAGCGCGGAGAGUCGGGCGAGGACGAUUGCGUAGUAAGCCUCCGUCUUCGAUUUUCGUCGCUCUCGGUAUCGGAAUCCAACCUUACCCCGCCUGUGUGUGGUCCGCGGGAUUCAUUUUGUCAUAGGGCGGCGAGCGGGCGCAAUGAGGAAGCAGAAAGAAAUGGACAGCUACAUGCUUAAGCGUGAUAGCUGCUGGCGGGCCCAGGGGUCGUCGGGAUCGUGGUGUAACGUGACUUGAUAUACGA